AAGGAAAGAGCAAGUGAUGUCAUUCCUCUUCUGGCUCAGCCUUUGGUGCAUUGUGAGAGAAGCCACCAUCACAUCUUCUGUUCUGAUGAACUGUUCAGUUGAAAAGGAAGGAGAGGACAUACACCUUCCUAUAGAUGACAAGACUGAUUUUGGGAAAAAGCAACAUUUCGGAAGUGGCCUUUUCAAUAAGAGCACACUGAAUGCAACCUCCUCCCCAACUUUUCCCUGGAAUGGUUCCCAUUCUCUCGGCGGUGAAUGUGACUGCAUCAUGGACCUGAUAGCCUGUUUGUUAAGAGAUCGUGUUCUUGCUGGGUUCGUAGUCUUCCUGUUCACCGUGGGCCUCCUGGGAAACCUAAUCCUCUUCUUUUUUCUCCUCUUCCACUUCAAGAGAAAUUUGUGGACCACCUGUAUUUGGAAUUUAGCCAUUGGUAGCUUUGGGGUCCUUAUCUUUCUGUGCAGCAUCUGUCUGUUAGCGUUCAGUAACUAUAUUUGGGAGAACUCCAGCGAUGCCCUGGUGAAGUUGCUCCUGCCCCUGGCGUAUCUCUUUUUCGUCAUGCAGGGUUAUAACGCUCAUUUUUUCAUAUCCAUUGGGGUGGAUUGGUGUUUUGCCCUUCUUUCUCCCAAUUGGUACCACUGCCACCAAUCAACGUAUCUAUCUUCUGCUACACCUGCCAUGAUGUCUGUUUUAUUUUGGCCUCUAACUUGCCAGCUCUUAUUCUUCUUCAACUUGAGGAUUGACACUCAUGCAGUGGUUGUUGUCUCCCUCAUGGUUUUCAUUCCAGUUAUGGUCAUCUCCUCUCAAACCCUGAUUAUGAGGAUUUGGUGCAAUCUGCACCAGCGAGGAAAAAUCUCUCUGGAAAUUGUCCUGGGAAUAUUAUUUUCUCUGGUCACUUGGGGACCCAUAUACUUAUUUCUUAGUCCAAGUAACCGUUUUGCUCUCGUCUCAGUAUUAGCAUUUGUGCUCACAUCUGUCAGCAGCACCAUCAACCCUAUAUUUUAUAUUCUUAUUGGUAAAGUACUUCUUCCUGAGGCCAGAAGCAAAUGAUUUCAUUUCAGGAAGGACAAAUCCGGUAAGCCACUGAGACUUUUAUCAUAUUGGGCCACAAAAGAAGAAAUGUAAGCAACAGAAUCUGAUACCUGAGGUGAGAUUGCGUUUUGUUUGCUUGGUUUUCUUUUGUGAACAAACAUAAGCAAGUCUAUGCCAUAUAAUAAAAUCUUAAGUGUUGAAUCAAUGCCCAAUUGAA
Messenger RNA from Notechis scutatus (mainland tiger snake), 1244 nucleotides. RefSeq names its product mas-related G protein-coupled receptor member A6-like. The record is from RefSeq and is a predicted model, not a curated record. Gene Ontology annotation, cellular component: plasma membrane. NCBI's taxonomy places the organism in Eukaryota, Metazoa, Chordata, Lepidosauria, Squamata, Elapidae. Gene Ontology annotation, biological process: G protein-coupled receptor signaling pathway. Gene Ontology annotation, molecular function: G protein-coupled receptor activity.